Trifolium pratense (red clover) is the source of this 2685-nucleotide messenger RNA. Its product is annotated as transketolase, chloroplastic. Gene Ontology annotation, cellular component: cytosol. The record is from RefSeq and is a predicted model, not a curated record. Gene Ontology annotation, molecular function: transketolase activity. Lineage: Eukaryota; Viridiplantae; Streptophyta; Magnoliopsida; Fabales; Fabaceae. The transcript is spliced from 6 exons. Gene Ontology annotation, biological process: pentose-phosphate shunt. The coding region runs from base 151 to 2445 and encodes 764 amino acids.
AAGGAGAGAUAAGCAAGAAGCAUAGGCUGAGAUUUUCCACAGCCUCUGCACCAAACACUACCAAUCAUUUCAUUCUUUCUUUUUUUCUCUAUAAUCUCUUCUUCUCUUUUCUAUCUUUCAUUCUUCACCCUACUCACUCACUCACUAACCAUGGCUUCCUCUCUGCAUCUCUCUCAAGCAUUUCUCGCACGUGCAGUUUACCUCAACUCUGAUCGCACUGCAUCAUCACUCUCUUCAACUUCAACUCUCUCCUUCCCAACUCUCAAACCUUCUUCUUUAUCCCGUCGUAGAACUGCCACCACAACUAUACGUGCAACUGCUGUAGAAACACUUGAUAAAACAGCUGAAGUUUCUCUUGUUGAGAAAUCUGUUAACACUAUUCGUUUCCUUGCUAUUGAUGCUGUUGAGAAAGCUAAUUCGGGUCACCCUGGUUUACCAAUGGGUUGUGCUCCAAUGGGUCACAUUCUUUAUGAUGAAAUUAUGAGAUAUAAUCCAAAAAAUCCUUCUUGGUUUAAUCGUGAUCGUUUUGUUUUGUCUGCUGGUCAUGGUUGUAUGCUUCAGUAUGCUCUUCUUCAUCUUGCUGGUUAUGACAGUGUCAAGGAAGAAGACUUGAAGCAAUUUCGACAAUGGGGAAGCAAAACUCCUGGACAUCCUGAGAAUUUCGAGACAUAUGGAAUUGAAGUCACCACAGGUCUCAUUAUAAUAAUAUGUCUCAUUAGUUUGUGUUACUGUGAGCCUUUUUUUGUGUCUUCUGUAAUGAAUUUUAAUUAUCCUUGUAUUUUUUGUUGUUUAGGUCCUCUCGGUCAGGGAAUUGCCAAUGGUGUUGGAUUGGCACUUGCCGAGAAGCACUUGGCUGCACGAUUUAACAAGCCUGACAGUGAGAUUGUUGACCAUUACACGUACGUUAUAUUGGGUGAUGGUUGUCAGAUGGAAGGAAUUUCAAAUGAAGCAUGCUCACUUGCUGGACAUUGGGGUCUUGGGAAGCUUAUUGCCUUUUAUGAUGAUAACCACAUUUCCAUUGACGGUGACACUGAAAUUGCAUUCACUGAAAAUGUUGACCAACGUUUCGAGGCACUUGGAUGGCAUGUGAUUUGGGUAAAGAAUGGAAAUACUGGGUAUGAUGAAAUCCGUGCAGCCAUUAAGGAAGCAAAGGCUGUCACAGACAAACCUACACUGAUUAAGGUAACCACAACCAUUGGAUUUGGUUCUCCAAACAAGGCUAAUUCCUACAGUGUUCAUGGAGCUGCAUUGGGUGCUAAAGAAGUGGACGCUACAAGGCAGAAUCUUGGAUGGCCAUAUGAGCCUUUCCAUGUGCCAGAAGAUGUUAAAAAGCAUUGGAGUCGCCACACCCCUGAGGGCGCUGCACUUGAAGCUGAGUGGAAUGCUAAGUUUGCUGAGUAUGAGAAGAAAUACAAAGAGGAAGCUGCAGAGUUAAAGGCUAUUAUUAAUCGUGAAUUACCCGCUGAUUGGGAGAAAGCACUGCCGACAUACACUCCAGAAACCCCUGCCGACGCUACAAGAAAUCUGUCUCAGGCAAAUCUAAAUGCCCUCGCCAAGGUUCUUCCUGGUCUGAUUGGUGGCAGUGCAGAUCUUGCCUCUUCCAACAUGACCCUGUUGAAACAGUUUGGAGAUUUCCAAAAGGCCACACCAGAAGAGCGCAAUGUUCGAUUUGGUGUUAGGGAACACGCAAUGGGAGCAAUCUGCAAUGGCAUUGCUCUUCAUAGCCCUGGAUUCAUUCCAUAUUGUGCAACUUUCUUUGUCUUCACUGACUACAUGAGAGCUGCUAUAAGGAUUUCUGCCCUGUGUGAAGCCGGAGUUAUUUACGUAAUGACCCACGAUUCAAUUGGACUUGGAGAGGAUGGGCCAACUCAUCAGCCAAUAGAGCACCUGGCCAGUUUUCGGGCAAUGCCAAAUGUUUUGAUGCUUCGUCCAGCUGAUGGUAAUGAAACUGCUGGAUCAUACAGAGUUGCUGUGCUUAACCCGAAGAGACCCUCAAUUCUUGCCCUUUCUCGGCAAAAGUUGCCCAACCUUCCGGGAACUUCUAUUGAAGGAGUUGAAAAGGGUGGCUACACCAUUUCAGACAACUCAUCAGGUAACAAGCCUGAUGUUAUCUUGAUUGGAACUGGUUCUGAGUUGGAAAUUGCUGCGGCUGCUGCCGAUGAUCUAAGGAAAGAAGGAAAAACUGUUAGAGUUGUUUCUUUUGUUAGCUGGGAACUUUUUGAUGACCAGUCAGAUGAAUACAAGGAGAGUGUUCUCCCUGCUGCUGUUACAGCUAGAGUCAGCAUUGAGGCAGGAUCAACUUUUGGUUGGCACAAGAUUGUCGGAAGCAAGGGAAAAACCAUAGGCAUUGAUCGAUUCGGAGCAAGUGCUCCGGCAGGAAAAAUAUACAAGGAGUAUGGGAUAACCAAGGAAGCUGUUAUUUCUGCCGCCAAAGAAGUUUCAUAGAUCUAUUGAGGUUCUGUUUCUUGAGAUAUUACGAUUUGUAUUACUAGUACGAGAGUUGUUUCUUGAGAUAUCAUUUUAGCCACAAUAAGAAUGAAUAGAUUGCUCUUGCAUAUGAUUCUCAAAGGAGCAACAUAGAUCAAAUGAUGAGAUGAAUUAAGGAAGUUGUAUUAAUUUGUAAAAACUAUUUUGGCUUGUGAAUUACACACUGUGAUGUAGUUGAAUUAAGUGAUUCUCGCUCUA